AUGCCAACGAAUAACACAACCGUAAUGACAACCAACGUUGAAUGGUGGUUGAUUUUGAUAGAUGUAUUAAUGAUCAUAUCAACGGUUUCAGCGAGUCUGCUUGCUAUUGUUUUUACAAUUAUGGUUUUGAUGUAUCGAACAUGUCGAACAGUAUCGAUGAUGUUUAGCAGUAAUUCAUGUCUUGCACAGAUUCUUUUUGGAUCUACGAUGGCAUAUAUAGCGGUGUUUUCAUUCGAAAAUGAUCGACAACAGAGCGCUUAUCAAGAUUCACUUUGUAUAUUACGUGGUUAUUUGGGCUACGUAGGGUGUGGUUUGUUUUUUUAUUCGUGUGCUUUACAAACAAUUUAUCGAUAUAUUGUCAUUGUUCAUCCAACUCGUCUCUCUUGGCAAUCAGCUCGGGUUCAACUCAUCACCAUAUCUGUUAAGUGGUUAUAUUGUUUCUUAACAAUGUUUCCUUGGCUUUUAACUGGUGACAUCACAUACAGUGUUGUCGAUCAAAUAUGUUUAGUCCCAUUACGUUUAUCAGUGCCUAUUGUAUACAACAUGUUAGUGCUUUAUGUGAUCCCGAUGUCAAUGAUAAUCACUAUCUAUAUGAAACUUGUUCAUCAUAUGCAUAAAAUAAGUACUCGUGCAACAUCGGCUAAAACUUUAUUUCAAAUUCGUCGUCAUUUCAUCGUUGUUUGUCGAAUCGUCAUCAUAGUUGUCAUUCUACUUAUUUUGAGUAUACCAUAUACAGUCUUCAAUUUGAUGUCUUUCUUUACAAAACCACCAAAAUAUCAUUUACGUAUUGCAAUUUUAGUACUUGAUAUAUCUCAACCAUUGACAAUGGUGAUUAUUUUCGUAUCGAGCCAACCAGUUAUGGAUAUCAUAAAGAAAUGGAGAUUGUUGCCGGUGAAUUCUAUUCACCCUACAGUAACAUGA
Adineta ricciae is the source of this 921-nucleotide messenger RNA. The record is from the annotation of a GenBank genome assembly. Lineage: Eukaryota; Metazoa; Rotifera; Eurotatoria; Adinetida; Adinetidae.